AUGGAAUCCAUUGAAAAUCCUCUACUGAAUAUCACUCCGGAAAUCGUCCAAAAUAUAAGGAAAAUAUACAAUCUCGAUGAGCCUAAACGAAUGCAGGAAGCUAUCAAUAUUCUAGAAGAAUGGAUCCAAAAGCAGCCACAUAUCGUCAAGAAGGAUUUUAGUAAGCGGUAUUUAGAGGGGUCUAUCAUAUCAAGCAAAGGCUCAGUGGAAAAGGCGAAGAGACAAAUAGACCGUUUGUGCACAAUGAAAACUUUAAUACCAAAACUAUUUUCAAAAUACAAUUUGAAAACAGAACUGCAGCGAGUUUUAGAGAAAUCGUGGUACAUCCCUCUUCCAAGACUGACAGAAGACUAUUACAGAAUAAUAAUAGUAAAGGGAUUCAAUAACGAUUAUACACCUGAAGAAAUCCUUCAGUAUUUUCAAGCCACUGUAAUUCUACAAGAAUGA
Messenger RNA from Spodoptera exigua (beet armyworm), 447 nucleotides. The record is from the annotation of a GenBank genome assembly. Lineage: Eukaryota; Metazoa; Arthropoda; Insecta; Lepidoptera; Noctuidae.